Messenger RNA from Cavia porcellus (domestic guinea pig), 486 nucleotides. RefSeq names its product NADH dehydrogenase [ubiquinone] iron-sulfur protein 4, mitochondrial-like. The record is from RefSeq and is a predicted model, not a curated record. Gene Ontology annotation, biological process: electron transport chain. Lineage: Eukaryota; Metazoa; Chordata; Mammalia; Rodentia; Caviidae. Bases 1 to 486 code for a protein of 161 amino acids. The transcript has 2 exons.
AUGGUGAGGGACUCAAUGUCAGUGGUGCUGAGGCAAGCAUUGCUGGGGAGAAGGGUGGUGGUUACAGCUACCAUUUCCACUUCCAGGACUCUGGCCAGGUUGUUGAGCACAUCCAUGUGGAGGCUGGCACAGGACCAAAUUCAAGACACGCAAUUUAAAACAGUUGAUGAAAAACUAGAUAUCACUAUGUUAACUGGCCUUCCAGAAGAGUACAUCAGAACUAGAAAAGUUAGGAUCUCUGUUCCUGCUUCCAAUAAUAUGCAGUCUGGGGUGAACAACACGAAGAAAUGGAAAAUGGAGUUUGAUAUCAGGGAGCGAUGGGAAAACCCUUUGAUGGAUUGGACAUCAACAGCUUAUUCCUUGUCCAACAUGGUUCUAACCUCUGGUACCAAAGAAGAUGCAGUUGCCUUUUCAGAAAAAAAGAAAAAUGGAUGGAACUAUGACAUUGACGAAAGGAAAGUUCCCAAAGCUAAGUCUGAAUCUUAA